Penicillium cosmopolitanum is the source of this 1776-nucleotide messenger RNA. RefSeq names its product homeobox domain-containing protein. Gene Ontology annotation, biological process: regulation of transcription by RNA polymerase II. Lineage: Eukaryota; Fungi; Ascomycota; Eurotiomycetes; Eurotiales; Aspergillaceae. The transcript has 3 exons. The record is from RefSeq and is a predicted model, not a curated record. Gene Ontology annotation, molecular function: RNA polymerase II transcription regulatory region sequence-specific DNA binding; DNA-binding transcription factor activity, RNA polymerase II-specific. The coding region runs from base 1 to 1776 and encodes 591 amino acids.
AUGUCAAUCGGCGGCCCUUGUCUCUGGGUGCCUUCUUUAUCCUCGCCGGUUCCCUCGCCCCUAUCGGCUGUCUCUUCCCAUUUUUCGGCCAUUAGUCGUCACGGAGAGCGGGUUUCUUCGCUUCCACGAACUUCCUCGCCACAGUCGACGUUUCCAAGGGAACUAGCACUGGACAUUUCUUCCUUGAGACGGUCUGCUGAGAUGCAACGAGCUGGUGCAAAGGCUGAGAAUGCCUCCACCACACCAGUACCUUCGACUACAGCCUCUUCAGCCACGUACGGGGGAGAAAUCCCACCGCACAGUUCAUUUAACCCAGCAUCCGGAACAGGAAGAGAUGACGCUCUUCCACGAGUGAAGCUGGAGAUUCCUGGGAGAAGUUAUACCGACUUCUCGAUGUCCUCUUCUCAAGGCGGGUCCAGUCAUUUGGGAGAGAUGUCGGAUGCGUCUCAGCUAGGUCUUGAUUCGAAAGACGAGCACGAGCAUGACAGAGAUUCUACGGUCAGCCCUUCCGAUGAGAGGGGCGAUACUUUAGAUGGUGAUGAUAGUAAGUCACCAUCGCUGGAAAAGAAAAAGAUGAAACGAUUUAGAUUAACGCACAAUCAAACUCGCUUUCUUAUGAGUGAGUUUACUCGUCAGGCUCAUCCGGAUGCUGCCCACCGAGAACGUUUGUCGAGAGAAAUUCCUGGCUUGACGCCACGUCAGGUCCAAGUUUGGUUCCAAAACAGACGAGCAAAGUUGAAGCGCCUUACUACGAAUGAUCGUGAGAGAAUGCUCAAGUCGCGAGCACUGCCAGAUGACUUCGACACAACGAAGGUUCUACGCACCCCCUUUGAGAGCAAGUCGACCGGUCAAACCCCCGUGGCAUCACCCCAUGACUACGGAGUCCCGAAUCCAGAUUUUGCAGCAUUGCGAACUCUACGGACAGACUGCUUCCAACGUCCGAAUGAGGAGGACUACCUUGUCUCGCCGCUUAGCUCUGCCUCCACUGCAGGUACCUACAUGUCCUCUGCUGGGCAGGGGCGUACGGAUGGCUUACCCCAGCCCUCUAUUAUGUAUGGACGUCCCAUGGCAUCUUCAUCCAUGUCUGAUCUACACAGAACGAUUCGAAGUGAUUACUCCAUCACCCGGUCUAGCAGCGUGUCCGAUGCGUCUUCUCAGCCCCCGUCAUUUCACCCGGGGAUGCAACUUCACAAUAGGUUCACUCCAACCUCGAACCAGCCCGGUAUGCCUUAUGGUCGCCAACCAAUGGAAUAUGGUGUCCCACGACACCCAGGUACAAUGAUGACAGGCUACGACCAGUCGCAAUCAUUUGAAGGUUCGGUUUCGCCCACUGACUCGCAGGGCAACCAAAUGCCCUAUGAAUUGGGCAGCAUCGGUUUGUCCAUCUUUACCCCCAGAAAGCCAAGGCUGAAGUCUAACUCGUGGGUUACCAGGCACCCAACCCCCAAAUUACCAGUCCCAACUAGCAAUGUCUGGAAUGAAUUCGCAAAUGCCACAUGGGAGACCAAUGCCCUCCCUGCAAUCUCUACCUGUCUCAACGCCACAGGAAUACAGACCUUACCCCUACGCUCAUCCCUCGGGACCUAUGGGCACAGUUCCCUUUACACAAUCCAACUCCUCAACGCUGAGCCUCCCCACCUCCUUCGCUCCAUCCGAACCCGGAGCCGCUGCCCAAGAUCACAUGCAGCAAAACCAGCCACAUCUAGAUUCCUUCCGAUCCAAAUUCAGCAACCAACCCUUCAACUACUCGAGCUACAUCCAACAAUAAUGAGAUGA